AUGGCACCGAUGGCAACAGACGUGACCUGUCUUUUUGCUACCACCAUAGGAACGGGAUUGUGUGUGGCCUCAGCGAAUGCAAUCAAUCAAUUUAUGGAAAUUCCUUAUGACGCGCAAAUGUCACGUACGCGUAACAGGGUACUUGUACGUAAGGUCAUAUCACCAUUUCACGCAUUUUCUUUCGGCAUAGUAACCGGGAUCACUGGAGUGGGGAUUUUGUCAACGAUGGUCAACCCUCUAACCGCAUUUCUGGGCGGAUCGAAUAUUCUAUUGUACACUUGUGCCUAUACCCCGAUGAAACGCAUGACCAUCGCCAACACAUGGGUUGGAUCCAUUGUAGGAGCCAUACCACCGAUGAUGGGAUGGGCGGCGUGCACAAAUAACCUGGAAUCUGGAUCAUGGAUAUUGGGAGCAUUGUUAUUCGCCUGGCAAUUUCCUCACUUCAACUCGCUUGCUUGGAGCAUGAGAUCCGAUUAUGCAAAAGCAGGUUACAAAAUGAUGGUCACAAGUAAUCCGAAACUAAAUAGUCGAGUGUCGUUAAGAUACUCGUUAGCAUUGUUCCCAAUAAGUUUUAUGGCCUCUUACAUCGGCAUGACCACUUGGUGGUUUGCAUUCGAUUCAAGUUUAAUAAAUAGUGUCCUUUUGUUGGGCGCCUAUCGAUUCUGGAAAGAUUCAAAUGACAAAUCUUCCAGAGAUUUGUUUUUUGCUAGUUUAGUACAUUUACCCGUUGUCAUGGCGUUGAUGAUGGCCCACAAGAAGGAUUGGAGGAAUGAAUUGAAGAAUGACGAGUUGAAAAAAAAGGUUCUUUUGGAAUUAGAAAUUGAAGAUUUCGUUGAUGAAGAGAUCGAAAAAGAGUAUAGAAAUAACAAUGAAAAUUAA
Molecule: messenger RNA, 879 nt
Organism: Acaulospora colombiana
Lineage: Eukaryota; Fungi; Glomeromycota; Glomeromycetes; Diversisporales; Acaulosporaceae
Source: the annotation of a GenBank genome assembly